GGCGGACACGCGCCAGUUAUCAUUGGGCGUGCGCAGCUCCGCGCUUCCGUAAAGCAGUGACAAAGAUGGCGGCCUGCGCCGCAUCAGGACACGUCAUAGUUCCCCGCAACUUUCGGCUGCUGGAGGAAUUGGAGGAAGGUCAGAAGGGAGUGGGUGACGGUACAGUGAGCUGGGGCCUUGCAAAUGAUGACGACAUGACGCUAACUCACUGGAAUGGCACGAUCAUCGGCCCUGCCAAGACUGUCUAUGAAGGCAGGAUAUAUUGUCUGAAAAUAGAAUGCGGAUCCAGAUACCCAGAGACUCCCCCUCAAGUCCGCUUUUUAAACAAGAUCAACAUGAACUGCGUUCACGUUUCAAAUGGUGUGGUGGAAGCAAAGUCAUUGUCAUCGCUGUCCAGGUGGAAAAACUCCUUCACCAUCCGGAUGGUGCUGCAGGAGCUCAGACAGCACAUGACGCUGAAAGAAAACAACAAGCUUUCCCAGCCGCCUGAAGGCCAGAUGUACUAAGGCACCUGCUGCUCGCCACACACACGGACACACACAGACACACACACAGACAGACAGACACACACACACACACACACACACACGCAUAGCAUCCUAAACACCUAACACUGACUGUACCACUUUCAAACUACACAACCAUGAUGUUAUUGAAGACUCUCGACUCCCACUUCCUCCCUCAGGAGCCUCCCAUUGGACAGAGAGAGGGAUGUGCACCCAGUGCCCAGUCAUCCAUCAAAGGUCACGGUGCAGACCAGACAUUACAAAAAAAAAAAUUACUGUACAUCUUACCUAUGUUAUUUUUUAUUAUCUUUGUGUUCUACAUCCAGAUUGUAAAAUAACAAAUGACCUGAUUGAGUGUACCAAUUAUGUGUGUGCCCGCUGGAUUCUUCACAAGUGGCGACAGUUAGUCCAUGUUAUAUAGGUAUUGUGGGAAGGGAUUUGAAUUAACCCACUGCUCGGCCAAACAUAUAUUGCUCUGUACUCCAACCAAAAUGUUUUAACAUCUAGAUCUGGAUUGUUUUUGAAAUGACAAACCAGCAUCUUGCAGUAUGCUGAAAUAGAUUCCCCUCAUAGAGAAACAAUGUUCCCAACACAAUGCUUUGCUUGGCCUCCCAGGUUAAUCUCAAAUUCCCCAGCUUCCGCAAUCCCGACGAUGUGAAUUUCACGGGCCUUCCUUAUGAAUGCAUGCCCGGUACAUGGGAAUAAACUGCUACUAGACAUUCAGUAACAUAUGUAUCAACAGGGCACUGCUGGCUCAUCACUCAUGUUCUCAGACUUGUCUUCUGUGUGCCAUAUGGUUCAUAGCGCUUUGUGAUGGUGAUUGAUUAUUAGCAGCCAGUGGGAGGGGGAUAGGGAGGGGGGCUACAGGUCCCUGUGCUUUCUUUAUUCAGAGAGCAUAGUUUGUGUGCUUGGCACCUUUUCAGGGUCACCACUGUACUGAGCAGGAGGAGCUGUGAUUUUUUUGUUGCUGUUUUUGGGUUCUUGUUUUGGUUUCUUUAGUCUCUGGGCUGACCUGUGUAUACUCCAUGGAGCCGUCUCUUCUCUCAUACAGUGAAUGCCCACUGAAUGCAAUGUACGGCUUUGGAUGUUUAUUUUAUAACAGGUUGAAUCUAAUCAGGGUGAUGGUGACCUGUUGCAUGGUUUUAUUUGAAUUAAACGUUAUUACUUUUGCA
Molecule: messenger RNA, 1678 nt
Organism: Epinephelus lanceolatus (giant grouper)
Lineage: Eukaryota; Metazoa; Chordata; Actinopteri; Perciformes; Serranidae
Gene: ube2v1
Product: ubiquitin-conjugating enzyme E2 variant 1
Source: RefSeq, a predicted model, not a curated record